AUGGCUGGACAGUCAAAGGUUGAGGUGCUUCCUCCGUGGGGCAAUGCUGUUGCAGGUGCUGCAGGUGCCGUCAUUGCAAACACAUUGGUCUAUCCACUGGACAUGAUCAAGACGCGACUGCAGGUACAAGUCAAGCGCUCUAAGACAUCAACCGGUACUAAUCCCGCCGACCACGAACACUACAACGGAACCCUCGAUGCUGUCCAAAAGAUUAUCGCGAACGAAGGUGUCUCUGGGUUAUACGCAGGCAUGUUCGGCUCCUUGGUCGGUGUCGCCUCGACCAACUUCGCAUACUUCUACUGGUACACCUUUGUUCGCAGCAUGUACCUGUCCUACCAAACCGUUGCGGGGCCUCCAGGGACCGCCAUGGAGUUGUCGCUAGGAGCCGUAGCUGGAGCUCUGGCGCAACUGUUCACAAUCCCGGUCGCUGUCGUGACAACGCGUCAACAGACCAUGAGCAAGCAUGAGCGCAAAGGAAUGAUCGCUACAGGCAUGGAUGUGGUCAACGGCGAGGACGGCUGGACAGGUCUGUGGCGCGGCCUCAAGGCCAGUCUGGUCCUUGUGGUGAACCCCUCCAUCACAUACGGUGCAUAUCAGAGACUGCGAGAGAUAUUGUAUCCCGGGAAAACAGCUCUAAAACCUCACGAGGCUUUCCUGCUUGGUUCUCUAUCAAAGAUACUUGCUACACUCGUCACACAACCACUGAUCGUCGCCAAAGUUGGCCUCCAGUCGAAGCCGCCACCAGCCAGGAACGGCGUCCCGUUCAAGACAUUCACCGAGGUCAUCCACUACAUUGUCGAGCACGAGGGCGCAUGGGCACUGUUCAAAGGUAUCGGGCCGCAGAUCUUGAAGGGCUUGCUGGUACAGGGUUUCAUGAUGAUGACCAAAGAGAGAAUCGAGCUGCAGUUCAUCCUCCUGUUCAGAUAUUUCCGCAAAAUCCGCGCCGAGAAGCUGCAGAAGCUCGCGAAUAUUGCCGCCGAGAAGGCUGGCAAGGUCGCGCCUGUACUCGCCAAAUAG
Ascochyta rabiei is the source of this 1017-nucleotide messenger RNA. Its product is annotated as ADP/ATP carrier protein. Gene Ontology annotation, biological process: transmembrane transport. The coding region runs from base 1 to 1017 and encodes 338 amino acids. The transcript has 4 exons. NCBI's taxonomy places the organism in Eukaryota, Fungi, Ascomycota, Dothideomycetes, Pleosporales, Didymellaceae. The record is from RefSeq and is a predicted model, not a curated record.